GUUUGUGCGUGUGUGAUGUCGUCUACACUUUGAUUGAAUCGUAAACGUAUUUACAUAUUUGAGUUAUUAAGGGUUAGCGUUCUGUGGAUUACGCGGUACCAUUUUUUGCAAGCCACCUUUAUCGAAAGAGAUCUAGAUUUCAGUACCGGUCGCUGUCCGGAACUGAUUAUAGCACAUCGCGUUGAAUUGAUGAUGCUCCGUUCGUGGUGCUGAAAUCCUUUGCGCUUUCGCUCUCUUUCCUUUCCUCUCUGUCCCUCCCUCCCUCCAUCUCUCCUCUAUCCCUCCCUUGGUUCUAUCUCAUACGCACAAACCCCUCUGUCAUGGCGUCUUCCAACAAUGUUACCCCUACCAACUGUAGCUGGUGGCCCAUCUCAGCCUUGGAUGAAGACGGCGAAAUGACAGACGGAGAGAAAAGCGAGGAGCCAGCUAUCGAGACGAAACCUAAUUUCUCUAAAGACAAGCUUGUUUUGUAUCACUGGACGCAGUCUUUCAUCUCUCAAAAGGUGCGUCUGGUGAUCAAUGAGAAGGGUCUGCUGUGUGAAGAGAGGGAUGUGAGUCUCCCUAUAGCCGAGCACAAUGAGCCCUGGUUUAUGAGGCUCAACCUGGGGGAGGAGGUGCCUGUUUUCAUCCAUGGAGAUACCAUCGUCUCAGACUACAACCAAAUCAUACAGUACCUAGAGGCUAACUUUGGGGGAGAAACGGUGGCCCAGCUGAUUCCCAAUGCUGGCUCCCCUAUCCACGAGUGUGUGCAGCAGUACCGUAAGCUGCUGGACGGCCUGCCCAUGGAUGCUUACACACACGGCUGUAUCCUGCACCCAGAGCUCACCACAGACUCCAUGAUCCCAAAGUACGCCACUGCUGAAAUACGUAGACACUUAGCCAACGCUGCGUCGGAGCUGAUGAAGCUGGACCACGAGGAACCCACGCUGACAGAGCCAUACCUUUCCAAGCAGAAGAAACUCAUGGCAAAAAUAUUGGACCACGAUAAUGUGACCUACCUAAAGAAGAUCCUUGGAGAGUUGGCCAUGGUACUAGAUCAGGUAGAGGCCGAGUUGGAAAAGAGUAAAAUCGAGUAUGAAGGUCAAAAGUGUGAGUUGUGGCUAUGUGGACCUGAAUUUACAUUAGCUGAUGUCUGCCUGGGAGCCUUGUUGCACAGGCUUAAGUUCUUGGGACUCUCAAAGAAAUACUGGGAGGACGGCAGCCGACCCAACCUCCAGUCCUUUUUCGAGCGGGUGCAAAAACGCUACGCUUUCCGAAAAGUUCUGGGCGACAUCCACACAACCCUUCUGUCAGCAGUUCUACCCAAUGCAUUCCGAAUGGUAAAAAAGAAGCCACCAUCUUUCUUCGGGGCCUCUUUCCUCAUGGGCUCUCUGGGAGGGAUGGGGUACUUUGCCUAUUGGUUUCUAAAAAAGAAAUAUGUGUAGUGAGCGCCCCCCCUCCAUGUCUUAAAUGUCUGUGUAUUUGUGUGAUGUUUCAAUUUUUCUGUAAUGUUUCACAACAGGAGGAAAAUAUGAAUCUAUAUAGGGAACACUAUUACUUACCUAGGUGAACAAAGAUAAGAACAUUCCAUACACAAAGGAAUUGUUAACAGCACAUUUUUCUGGUAUUCCAAUGCCUUCAUCUAUUUAAUUUCUGGCUCCCUUCUUCAGGUCUCUAUCAACCUACAGUAUUACUUUUUAAUUAGCUACUUUUGGAGGCAUGCAAUAUCCAGUUAUUUUAAUUAACGGAACAAACGUAUUUGUUUUUAAUGAUCAUUAGGGUCAUAUUCCCUGCACAUGAGAGACAAUGUCUUGACAUUGCAUCGCCAUAUCCAAAGUGGGGCUCAUCCACACCCUGCACGUAACUAUAGAGUUUUAUUAAGUCGUUUUUCAUCACAGUUUUGGCGUUCACCUAUUGCCCUUCAUGCCUCUGUUGGCCAUUGGUUUAUUUUAUUAAAUCCUUCUGAUACUUCCUGUGCUGCCAGAAACUGCCAGAUGAGAAGAUAGGAUAGUGAGACGUCCAGUCGGUCCCAAUUCGCUCCCUUUCCUUUUCCCCCUUGACCAUAAUUGUUGUUUGCAGAUUUGUAAAUUUCACUACUGUUUAUACCAAUCCAGACACUCCAGUUAUGCAAACAUUGAAGGAUCUGGCCAAAGGAAAGGGGUAAGGAGUGAAUUGGGACUGUAUACAGACACUCUCAGCCAUAUACAGGCACUCCCUUUAAAGCACUAUGAGAGUAUAUGCACUCCAUCAAUUCAUUCAUUAAUAAAAUGUGAUUGUCAUUUCUCACACCACAGUCUUGAGCUGAUCAUGAAGUGCUCUCUGACUUUAAAGUCAGAGAGGAUGGGUCUGAUAGAGAAAUAAUUUAAGUUUCAAUCAAGCCGUCCAAAAUAUUGAGCGAGGAAUCACUCAGCGGCUUUUGACAGUGUCCAUACAGAGUGACUGCAACAUUGAGCAGCACCAGUUUCGUUCAAUAAUCCAAGCUUUUUUCCCAUAACUUGUAUGACUAGCCAUUUAAACUAAACUCGUACACUACAAACCUCUUAGAAAACUGUGACAAGUGUUACAAAAUUCUGGGAACUUUCAACAUAUUCCCUGUUUUUUCCAGAAAUCCUAGUUGGAUGAUUCCAGAUUUCCUGCUUAUUCUCUCCAGGAUUCCCAGAAUUAGCAGAGCAUAAGCAGGAAAUCCAGAAUCCUCCAACUAGGAUUCCUGGAAAACCAGGGAGUUGAUUGAACGUUCCCAGAAUUUUGCAACCCAAAUCCUCUGGAGUCUAACUGACCUAUACAAUGUUCCCCUCUGCUCAGAAGUGCUAGCAUGUACACAGCUGAAUGUCAAAAGGGUUAUAAUUGUAUAACUUCAAUGAUUUAUUUCAAUUUAAAUAAGGUCUGGGUAAAAAAAAUAAGACAUACAGUAACUUGACACUCAAUGCAUUACAAGACCACAUACAAGACAGUAAGAUCCAGUUCUGGUUUGCCACUGAAAUAGCUCUUUCUCAAUAGUCUUUCCUCAUAUCCUCCCCCCAUCCUCCUUUUCAAAAUGGCAGAGAGAAGUGAGGUGACAGGAGAGCAUUAAAGUAGAAGACAAGAGAAACCUUGGAUCUUCAGUUCCAUCUCAUUGUGAAGUCAUGGGCAGCAGACUUCGACAAAGAACAUGUUUUGUAGGAAAAGGAAAAGGCAAGAUUUUUGAGUGAACAGAGUAACCGUGCGUAUGGUUGUUAACAGACUGCAUGGCUGAAAAACGAUGGCCAAAGUUUCAUUAACAAUGUGUCAGCUGUGUGGGGUAUCUAUGUUUAAGUACUAAAUGGCACCCAAUUCCCUAUGUAGUGCACUACUUUUGACGAGGGACCAUAAGGCUCUGAUCAGAAGUAGUGCACUGUUGGGAAUAGGGUGUAAUUUUGGAUUCACAUAAAGGUUUCACUUUGAAUACUUGUCAAGACACACCUGGAACCGGUUUCUGAACACAAAUUAAAGCUAGUCCUGGACUAAAUAGCAUGCUCAACGGAGAAUCUCCAUUUACAUAACUUUUUAGUCCAGGGACAGGCUUAAUGUUUGUCUGGGAAACCAGCCCUACAAGUUCAUAUGAAAACAGCAAUUUGAGAAGUCACAGUUCAUCUCAUCACAUUGGGUGUUUGUUGGUGAGAAGAAAACAUUCACAACUGAUUAACUGUCUGGCGUUUUCUUCAUGUUGAGCUUUGGAGAUCUAUGUAAUGGAAAGAACAUUUGACACCAGUAGUUGCCUGUCUAACAACAAUAACAUAAAAUGGCACAGGUUUGAAAAUCUUAAGUUUGAGCUUUUUUUGUUGUUGCUGGAAGUAAGCAAGUUAACACAUUUUACAUUUAGCCUAGUACUCAACUAAUACACUGGCUUUCAUUAUUAGCCAUACAGUAGUUAAAAACAAGUGUGUGUACAAUCCACUUCAUUUGGUGGGUUUUUCCUGGGACUUUCACUGAUACAUAAACUAACACUGUCUGGGUGUAAUGUCAGAGACCAAUUGAGAAAUUACAUUUCCAUAACUAGCCUAUCAUUGUCAGUGUUUUUCUAGGUUUCAUUAUAACAAUCACCAUUGUUACCAAUAAUUCACUGCCUCUUAAAACUGAGUUCCUGCAAAU
Molecule: messenger RNA, 4086 nt
Organism: Oncorhynchus masou masou (cherry salmon)
Lineage: Eukaryota; Metazoa; Chordata; Actinopteri; Salmoniformes; Salmonidae
Product: ganglioside-induced differentiation-associated protein 1-like 1
Exons: 6
Coding region: 321-1424 (367 amino acids)
Source: RefSeq, a predicted model, not a curated record